CCCGCCUUCCGACGGGGGUGCGGCUCCAGGAAACGGCGCGCUCGCGUCUCGGCGCUCCGGCGACCCGGCGCGCCCCAGACGACCCCACCGACUCAGCCAGACCACCCGGCGGGCCCCGGGCGCGCUAGCGGCCCGAGCGGCCCCGGGUCCGAGACAACGACACCUCCGCACGGACGGGGCGGGCGGCGCGGAUAGGAGCCGCGGAGGCCAUGGGGACCCAGGCCGGGCGGGCGAUCGCGGGCCAGCGGGAGCCCCGGGUCUGAGGAGCGGACGGCGGGGGCGGCGAGGGCCAUGACCUCGGUGUGGAAGCGCCUGCAGCGCGUGGGCAAGCGGGCCGCCAAGUUCCAGUUUGUGGCCUGUUACCACGAGCUGGUGGUGGAGUGCACCAAGAAAUGGCAACCAGAUAAGCUGGUGGUGGUAUGGACCCGGCGGAACCGACGCAUCUGCUCCAAGCCCCACAGCUGGCAGCCGGGCAUCCAGAACCCGUACCGGGGCACCGUGGUGUGGAUGGUACCGGAGAACGUGGACAUCUCCGUGACUUUAUACAGGGACCCCCACGUGGACCAGUAUGAGGCCAAAGAGUGGACAUUUAUUAUUGAGAAUGAGUCCAAGGGACAGCGGAAGGUGCUGGCCACGGCUGAGGUGGACCUGGCACGCCACGCAGGGCCCGUGCCUGCCCAGGUCCCGCUGCGGCUGCGGCUGAAGCCCAAGUCGGUGAAAGUGGUGCAUGCCGAGCUGAGCCUCACUCUCUCCGGGGUGCUGCUGCGGGAGGGCCGCGCCACGGACGAUGACAUGCAGAGUCUUGCAAGUCUCAUGAGCGUGAAGCCUAGUGACGUGGGCAACUUGGACGACUUUGCAGAGAGUGACGAGGAGGAGACUAAUGGUCCAGGGCCCCCUGAGGCACGGGCUCGUGUCCCCCCACCAGGCCGGGGCGGUGCCCUGAGGCUGGGGCGUUCCUCAGAUCCCUCUCGGGAGCUGAGGACACUCUGUGAGGAGGAGGAGGAGGGCCGAGUACAGCCCCAGCAGGCAGCUGCCAGCCCUGCUAGUGCUGAGGAUACCAGCCCAGCCCCUGUGAGUGGCCCUGCGCCUCCAGCCAGGGCCUCCCGGGGCCAGGGGGCAGAACCAUCUACUGUGGCUGGGGGCCCAGUGGGGCCUAAGGCCCCAAGGCCCCCGGGAAUGCCACUGGAGACGAGGUCCUCAAGACAGCCAGGCCAGGACGUGGCCCCAGCCCCAGCUCCUCGGCUCCGGAAAGGCUCUGAUGCCCCCUGGCCCCCAGUCCCCCAAGGGGAAGACAAGGCCCCCAAAGCCUCAGGGGCUCCCCCAGCAGGCGUGGGGUCUGCUGGGGAGACGCAGGCCCAGGCAAGCCCUCAGGAAGGGACAGAGGCCCCUGCAGCUGGGCCGGCCCCAGGCGCUGAGGACAGAGGCUCCAGAGACUGUUCAGGAGGGCAGAAGCCUGAAGUGCAGGAGGAGGAUGCUGGGGACAGGCCAGAGGAGAGCGGGAUGGACACUGAGCAUGGGUCAGAAGUGAGACAGGUGAACACUAAGAGGUCAGAGGUCAGAGCUGGGGAGACUGAAGACAGUUCAGACGUUAGUCAAGUGGAUGCUGAGCAGAGGUCAAAGGUGAGACAGGUGGACAGUAAGGGACCAGAGGCUACAGGGGUGACAUCUGAGGCAAGAUUCAAGGGAACUCCUGAGGUUCCUCCAAGGGGCUCUCAGGGGAGGAUGGGGGUCAGGACCAGGGAUGAGGUUCCCACAGUCCUGAGCCCACCCCUAGCAGAGUCUGCAGGGCACUCCGGGCAUUUCAGUGACCUCAAAGGGGCCAGGGCUGCUACAGGCCAGGAGAGAGAGGAUGCAGAGGUGAGGGGCGGCGCCCCUGGUGUUGGGGGGACAGGCCUGGAGCAGGGGCCCUCUGUUGGAGCAGCAAGCGCCAGUCCCCAGGUGAGCAGGUGCCAGGGGGCCCCCCCAGCAGCUGACCAGGGGGUGAUGUCUAGGGAUCUGGGGGUCCGGGAGGCAGAAGCUGGGGACUCAAGGGUCCUGGAAACAGAGACUGGGGUGGCAGAGUCAGAGGUAUUGCAGACCCAGGAGAGCGAAGCAGUGGGACCAGGGUUCGCAGAGACGGAGACUGGGGCGGCAGCGGCUGAGAUAUUGGGGGCCCAGGAGACAGAGACCGUGACUCCAGGGGUCCUGGAGUCAGAGGCUGCUGGGAUGGUAGAACCUGAGGAACUGGGGACCCAGAAAACAGACGUGAGGAUUUCAGGGGCCCUGGGGACAGAGGCUGGGACAGCAAAGUGUGGGGUCCUGGGGACCCAGGAAACAGAGGCUGAGGGCUCAGGAGUUCUGGGAACAGAGACUAGGAGGGCAAAGACUGAGAUAUUGGGGACCCAGGAGAUAUCUGGGAGUCCAGCGGUACUGAAGAUAGAAGCUGAGAUAGCAGAAUCUGAAAUAUUGGGGGCCCAGGAGACAGGGGUGGGGGUUUCAGGAGUACCAGAGACAGAGGCUGGGAGGGCAGAGGCUGAGGUGCUGGGGACCCAGGAGCUGUCUAGUGAUUCAGUGGUACUGAGGAUAGAAGCUGAGAUAGCAGAAUCUGAAAUACUGGGGGCCCAGGAGACAGAGGUGGGAGGUUCCCGGGUACUAGAGACAGAGGCUGGGAGGGCAGAAUCUGAAAUAUUGAGGGCCCGGGGGACAGAGGUGGGAGUUUCAGGGGUCUCAGGCAUAGAAUCUGAGAGAGCAGGCAUCCGGGAGACAGAGGUAGAGGAUUCAGGGGUCCCAGAGUUUGAGAGUGAGACAGCAGAGGCUGAGGUGCUGGGGACCCAGGAGAUAGCAGCCAGGGGUUCAGGGGCCUCAAGGAUGGAAGCUCAGAUAGCAGGGACCCAGGAGACAGAGCUGGGGGGUUCUCGGGUGCCAGAGACAGAGGCUGGGAGGGCAGAGGCUGAGGGGCUGGGGACCCAGGAGCUGUGUGGUGAUUCAGCGGUACUGAGGGUAGAAGUUGAGAUAGCUGGGGCCCAGGAGACAGAGCUGGGGGCUUCAGGGGUCUCAGGGCCAGAGGUUGGAAUGGCAGAGACUGAGGGACUAGGGACUCAAGAGACGGAACCUACAGUUUUAGAGGCUGAGAAGGCAAAGGCUAAGACUUCGAGGGUCCAGGAGGCAGGGCUCCUGGGGAGCCUCACAUACGAGGCUUUAAGGGCCCGGGUCACUAAGCGUGGAGUUUUAGGCACUGAGGGAGCAGAAGCAGAGACUACAGUUUUGAGGGUCCAGGAGGCAGAGGAUGGGAUUUUGGGGGUUUCAGAAGCCAAAUCUGUGGUUUGGGGGCCCCAAGAAGCAGAGACGGAGGUUUUAGGGCCUCCAGAGAACCAAUCUGAUAUUUUUGAGGCCCAGGAAGCAGAGGUUGGGGUCUCAGGAACCGAGAAGGGAAAAGAAGCUGAGGGGAACCUCACAGAGGCCAGCCUGAUUGAGCCUCAGCUGGCCAGUGGGGCAGGGACUGGGGUGCCCAGGCCCUCGGGGGCCUCUUCCCCAGAGGAGCCUGAAGAGGACAGGAGGCUGCCGGGCAGCCAGGCACCACCUGCCCUGGUCAGCUCCAGCCAGUCGCUGCUGGAGUGGUGCCAGGAAGUCACUGCUGGCUACCGUGGAGUCCGAGUCACCAACUUCACUACAUCGUGGCGCAAUGGCUUGGCCUUCUGUGCCAUCCUGCACCGAUUCUACCCAGACAAGAUUGACUAUGCGUCCCUGGACCCACUCAACAUUAAACAGAACAACAAGCAGGCCUUCGAUGGCUUCGCGGCCCUGGGCGUGUCGCGGCUGCUGGAGCCUGCGGACAUGGUGCUGCUGUCGGUGCCCGACAAGCUCAUCGUCAUGACGUACCUGUGCCAGAUCCGCGCCUUCUGCACGGGGCAGGAGCUGCAGCUGGUGCAGCUGGAGGGCGGCGGCGGCGCUGGCACCUACCGCGUGGCCAGCGCCCAGCCGAGCCCACCCGACGCCCUGGACGCCGGCGGCCUGGCGCAGCGGCUGCGCGAGCACCGGGCCGAGGCGCCCGAGGAGCCCAAGGAGCCCAGGGAGCCCAGGGAGGCCGCGAGCCGCGCGGACGGGGCGGCCCCUAAGGCGGCCUCCAAGGACCACGGGGCCGAGGCCGCCCAGGAGGCGCGCGCCGCGGAGGCCCCCGCCGACGGCGCCGGAGCCCGGGCCUCCGUGCCCCCCGCCGAGGGGCUGGCGAACGGGGCGGGGGCGCCGGGCGCCGGGGGCUGCGUGAGGCUUCGGCGGCCGUCGGUCAACGGGGAGACCGGGCCCGUGCCCCCGCCCCGGGCGCACGGCUCCUUCUCCCACGUGCGCGACGCCGACCUGCUCAAGAAGAGGCGCUCGCGGCUGCGGCACAGCAGCUCCUUCUCCGGGGACGAGCCGGACUCGGGAGCCACGGGCGCUGCCGGCGCCGGAGCCGCGGCUGCGGAAGGCCUGAACCCUGCUCCCAGCCCUGCCCCCAGCCCAUCCACAGCCACAGCCCCGCAGCAGCUCUCUGGUGGGAGUCCCCCAUCGGAGGAGCCACCCCCAAGCCCAGGGGAGGAGGCUGGGCUGCAACGGUUCCAGGACACAAGUCAGUAUGUGUGUGCGGAGCUGCAGGCCCUGGAACAGGAGCAGAGGCAGAUAGAUGGGCGGGCCGCCGAGGUGGAGACACAGCUGAGGAGCCUCAUGGAGUCAGGUGCCAACAGGCUGCAGGAGGAGGUGCUGAUCCAGGAGUGGUUCACACUGGUCAAUAAGAAGAAUGCUCUCAUCCGGAGGCAGGAUCAGCUGCAGCUGCUCAUCGAGGAGCAGGACUUGGAGCGGAGGUUCGAGCUGCUGAGCCGGGAGCUACGGGCCAUGCUGGCCAUCGAAGACUGGCGGAAAACGGCCGCGCAGCAGCACAGGGAGCAGCUCCUGCUGGAGGAGCUGGUGUCGCUGGUGAACCAGCGCGACGAGCUGGUCCGGAACCUGGACCGCAAGGAGCGGAUCGCCCUGGAGGAGGACGAGCGUCUGGAACGCGGCCUGGAGCAGCGGCGCCGCAAGCUGAGCCGCCAGCUGAGCCGGCGCGAACGCUGCGCGCUGAGCUGAGGCCGCGGGGCCCGGGAGUCCUCGCCCUCCCGGCCCGUCGGACCGCAGCUUUUCUCGUCGUCCCGGGCCUGCGCUCCGGAGGACCGGACCCUCCCAGACGCCGCGCACGGCCUGGAGGGGCCCCGUCGCGGGGAGGGGGUAGGAAAGCCCCUCGGCCCCGUGGGACAGGAGCGGCUGGGCGGCCGCGCCGUCCGGGCCGUAUUUAUUGUCCGUGUGAGUGUGAGUGUGAGUGGGUGUGGGUGUGUUGGCGGGGCUGGGGCCCGGGAGCGCCGCGCAGAACCCUCCCCGACGGCAAGGUCCAAGCCGACCGGCCCCGGGGAGAGGGAUGACCGCGAGCUGCCGCGCCCCCGCCCUCCCCUUCCUGUUGCUGGAGAGCAAUAAAGUUCGGGAAGGCUA
Messenger RNA from Equus quagga, 5472 nucleotides. RefSeq names its product EH domain binding protein 1 like 1 (gene EHBP1L1). NCBI's taxonomy places the organism in Eukaryota, Metazoa, Chordata, Mammalia, Perissodactyla, Equidae. The transcript is spliced from 20 exons. Bases 292 to 5076 code for a protein of 1594 amino acids. Gene Ontology annotation, molecular function: protein binding. The record is from RefSeq and is a predicted model, not a curated record.